Molecule: messenger RNA, 399 nt
Organism: Schistosoma rodhaini
Lineage: Eukaryota; Metazoa; Platyhelminthes; Trematoda; Strigeidida; Schistosomatidae
Source: the annotation of a GenBank genome assembly
AUGAAUUCAAUCAAUUAUCAAUUGCCAGAAGAUAAACAACAAUACAAUAUGAAUAUCAAUGAACAUGAAGACGAAGAAAAGAUUUUCACUGAUAUGCAUAAAACGUUUCAUCAGACUAAGAUAAAUCCUGGAUGGUUUCCAAAAGAUCUUUAUGAAUUUUUCAAAGUUUAUAAUAUAGAUAAUUUUCCAGUGAUCAAUUUAAAGUAUAAAAAAAUUUCAAAUGAAGACAACAGUUCAAUCUCAUUGGUUGGUAUACAUGAUCUUUUCAAGUCGGAAAUGGAUUUAAAAAAUGUAAAUGUUGUCAUUGAAACAAUGGAGAAACAUUUAAAUGAUGGUUAUGAACGAAUUAUUGAUGAAGUGAAUAGUUUGAAUAUAGUUUCUAUGAUAGAUAAACAUUAA